AUGCUCCUAGGGCAGGAUUGGAUGUGCUCGGCCAACGCGGAUAUCCUAACCAGUAAGGGGAAGAUCGUGUAUUCGGUCAACACCAAGGAAACCGACUCCGUGCCCAUCACCACAGGGCCAUUGGGAGUUGGUGGCCACCCCUCUUUUAUGCUCCUCCCCUCCCACACAUCCUACAAAAUGCUUGAUGAGGAGGACGAGGAGCACAUCAAGGCGGGGAGAGGAGGAGAAAGAGGAGGCUCGAGUGCGGAGGGAUCUGAGGAGGAAGGAGUGGAGAAAGGGGAGCUUGAGGUGGUAAGAGGAGGGGCAUAA
This is a messenger RNA of Closterium sp. Naga37s-1, 309 nucleotides long. The record is from the annotation of a GenBank genome assembly. NCBI's taxonomy places the organism in Eukaryota, Viridiplantae, Streptophyta, Zygnematophyceae, Desmidiales, Closteriaceae.